This is a messenger RNA of Carassius gibelio (silver crucian carp), 1963 nucleotides long. Its product is annotated as proton channel OTOP1-like. The coding region runs from base 71 to 1771 and encodes 566 amino acids. The transcript is spliced from 6 exons. Lineage: Eukaryota; Metazoa; Chordata; Actinopteri; Cypriniformes; Cyprinidae. The record is from RefSeq and is a predicted model, not a curated record. Gene Ontology annotation, biological process: proton transmembrane transport; inner ear morphogenesis. Gene Ontology annotation, molecular function: proton channel activity. Gene Ontology annotation, cellular component: membrane.
CACUGAGCAUGUCUCUGCGCGCUUUCGACGAUCACCGGAGCCGCUGCUGCUGAUCCACGGUCUGGACAUCAUGCAUCCGAACAAGUCCACCUCCUCUUCAUCCUCCUCCUCAUCCUCAUCCUUGAACUCGGAGAAGAAACUUUUCUCCAAGCUCAAGGUGAAUCUGACCAAGAAUUACCCGAAGAAGAACGCGGAGAUACUGAGCGGACAGUACGGAGCCAACCUGCUGCUGAUCGGUGUGUCCGUGAUGCUCGCGCUCGCCCAGCACGGUCCCGCGGUGAAGAACGAGCACCUGCUGGCCUUCAUCACGGCUCUGAUGCUCGUGCAGCUCGUGUGGAUGCUCUGCUACAUGAUCCGGAGGGAGCGGGAGCGGGAGCGCGGUCCGGUGCAGGAGAAGGACGCGCACGCGAGCACCAGCUGGAUCCGAGGAGGGCUGACGAUGCUCGCGUUGCUGUCGCUCAUCAUGGACGCGUUCCGCAUCGGCUCUUUCGUCGGAUAUCUGUCCUGCGUCUCCGCCGUGAUCGGAGUCUAUCCCAUCGUGCACGCGCUGCACACCAUAUCUCAGGUGCACUUCCUCUGGUUCCACAUCAAAGAUGUCAUCAAGAAAUAUGAAACGUUUGAAAGGUUUGGAGUGAUUCACGCCGUCUUCACGAACCUGCUGCUGUGGUGUAAUGGAGUGAUGUCAGAAUCUGAACAUUUCUUCAACACCCACAGGAGACGCCUGACCGAGCUGGGAUACGACAAUCUCUCCACAGUGGAAACAGAGCCGAGCUGUAACUGCACCAUCAGCGUCUGCUCCAUGUUCUCCACCAGUCUCUAUUACCUGUACCCCUUCAACAUCGAGUACCACAUCUUCGUGUCGGCCAUGCUGCUGGUGAUGUGGAAGAACAUCGGCCGGCCGCUGGAGCUCCAGGGCAGUGGUGAGCGUCCCAGCAGCAGGAGCGCGGGUCUGAUGCUCGGACCGAUGCUGGGUCUGCUGGCGCUGGCCAGCUCCGUCACCGUGCUGGUGGUGUACCUCAUCCACAUAGAGAAGUCCCAGCAGACGCGUGAGGCCGCCAUCUCCAUGUUCUACCUGUACGGCGUGGUGAUGCUGAGCUGCAUGUGUGUCGCGAGCGGAGCCGGGCUGCUGGUGUACCGUCUGGAGGCCUGGCCCAUGGACACGGGUUCGAACCCGUCGCGUGCGCUGGACUCGGAGCUGCUGCUGGGCUCGUCGCUGGGCUCCUGGCUGAUGUCGUGGUGUAGUGUGGUGGCAGUGUUAGCGGUGGGACCCGGCUCUCCGAGCUUCCGCUGGACCUGUCUGGUGUACUCACUGCUGCUGGUGCUGGAGAAGUGUGUGCAGAACCUGUUCAUCGUGGAGUCGCUCUACCGCAGACCCAGAGACCCGGACGAGGAACCUGAGAUCUUCUGCAUCACUCCAGCGCUCGACAGCAUCGUGAACCACGACAAGCCCUGCUCGAGUCUGGAGGAAGAGACGCCUGAGAACAGCAGGAAGAACUCUGACAUCACACUUCCUGUGAGAAACCAGCUCAGCGUGACACAUGGGAGGAAGAGACAGAUCCUGAAGAACAUCACCAUCUUCCUCUUCAUGUGCAACAUCUCGCUGUGGAUUCUCCCGGCCUUCGGCUGCCGUCCUCAGUAUGACAGCGGUCUGGAGCAGGACACCUUCGGACACAGCGCCUGGACCACGGUUCUGAACCUGGCCAUCCCCAUGAACCUCUUCUACCGCACACACUCGGUGGCGUCGCUCUUCCAGGUCUUCAGGAAGGUUUGAGGACGACUGAGACUCUGGUCUGAGGAAGCUCAUGUGUUCAGAACGAGCGAUCCGAUCCGGUUCUCACGCCUGAAGAUUCUUCACACACACACACACACACACACACACACACACACACACACACACACACACACACACACACACACACACGCUCACACACACACACACACACACACACACACACACACACAC